Molecule: messenger RNA, 1869 nt
Organism: Umbelopsis ramanniana AG
Lineage: Eukaryota; Fungi; Mucoromycota; Umbelopsidomycetes; Umbelopsidales; Umbelopsidaceae
Exons: 6
Coding region: 418-1521 (367 amino acids)
Cellular component (GO): membrane
Molecular function (GO): GTP binding
Source: RefSeq, a predicted model, not a curated record
UCUACGAGGAAAUCAUUGAUUACCAUAGACAGAUAGUGAUAUAGAUUGGAUCGCGAUGGCACGCUUUUCUUUGCAGCACUUGUGAUCGGUCACGCAACUAGUCGGGAUGUCCAAAAGCAGCCGGGGUUGAUCUCAGCCUGAAAAGUAUCAGCAUAUAACAUCCAGGCUUGAGCAAAAGUAUUAUGUCCUGGUUCACAAGACACAAUCGAUGCCGUGGUUUGCUCUAUUCUCACAGGGUAUACAAAAAAAAUAAACAUGGAUAUUUUUGGAUCUACAUAUAAAAGGGACCGAUGCAUUUAUUCUUCUUCCUCGCUUUUCAACUUGGUCAGAAUUCUUUGCGACUUUGUUCUUCGAGAGGAUUUUUGCUACAUAUCCAGUACCUCCAAAAAAUAAUAGAAUUCGUGGCAUAUUCUUCACAUGGGGCAAGCAGCAUCUACGGCACUAUCAUCGUCAAAAUCAUCAGUUGUUUUUUACGACAGCGAUGAACUAAGCAACCGAUUCACCAAAGCAACUUUAUCAACACUGGCUGUGCCUAUGGUCAUUGUGGCCUUUCCCUUCAUUAAUGCAUACACUUUCACAUCCGAAGAACUAACCGGUGUCAAGCUCAUGGAUGGAGCUAUCGGUGGUCUAUUAGGGGUCAUUGGCUGGCCACUGGCACCAUUUCUUGCAUGCUGGGGAGUAUUCGAAGUUUUAUUCAAGGACGCACCCCCUGAGCCCUUAGCUAUACCACAAGAAAUAAAAGACAAGGCAAAGCGAGAAUUUGGACUAAACUGCGAGAAUUAUUACAAUAUUGCUGUGGCAGGCAUCGCGGGAACUGGCAAGUCUUCAGUCGUCAAUGGGAUUAUGGGGAUGCACGAUAAUGAUCCACAGGCUGCUGUGACUGGUGAAACUGAAGCGACCAUCAAACCUAGAGCUUACCGGCAUCCAGACCUUCGCACCAUGGUGCUUUGGGACUUACCUGGAGCUGCCACCCUUCAUCACCCAGCUGAAACAUAUUUCGAGGACAAAUUUUUGUGUGCCUUCGACGCACUUAUUAUAGUCAUGGCGGAAAGGCUUCAGGAAACCGACAUAAUAAUUGCUAAAAAGGCUGAGGAGAAGAAAGUCCCAGUGUUCUUUGUACGUAACAAAGCAGAUCAGGCGGUGGAGGCAAAAAUUCGUCGAUACAGUGGAAGUACCCAAGAUGAGACGUAUAAAUGGUCAACGGCAGCAGGGGAACUAGUGAAAGAAGUCAAACAAUCGAUCUAUAAACAGCUCAAGUCAAAUAACUUCAGCACACGUAAACUAUUUAUCUUAUCAGCAUGGAAUCUACAGGAGUUCGUUUCAGCCUUGAGUAAACGAGAAUUGGACAAGAAUAUGCACAUCAUCGACGAACAGCGAUUCAUGCGGACUUUGAUCGAAGGCGUGUUAACCAAACGCAGAAGAAAGGAAAAGAUGAAGUUGAAAAUGGAAAAGCAGAAGCAGCGCCAAAUCAUUGCUGAGGAGCGACAGAGAAACAGACGAAGCGCGGUCGGUGCAGCUUGAAAAAUUAAUCACUUGAAUGUAUAAACUACCCAACUCUACACACACACACAUACCAUCGUAAAAAUCUUUUGUAAUUACCAUCUCGUAGUCAAUAUUUCAUGAUCAUAUGUACAUUUUGCUUGUCAUUUACGCGUGCAGGAUGCUAAUCUCACUGCCCUCACAGCGCUUCAAAUGAAUGCUUUGCUCGGUCAUCUAUCUCAAACAAAAAAAUAAAAAUAUACCAUAGGUAAACUACACUAUUGAUUUACCGGAAACUGCAUCCGUGGGCGUGUUGGGCAACAUAGCAGCUGCAAUACGACGUCCUUCCUCAGCUAGUACAUUGUAGGUGGAUGCAGCAUUUUUCUGAAA